UUGAAUCUGUCCAAUAUAAAAUCUCGGGUUUAUUGCAAAAAUAAACUGUUUGCAACCGUUUGGACUAAUUAUUACCCUGGACUGGAAAAUACUGGGGACGCGCCUCAACAAGCAAGUGUUCACAAUCCGUCAAAAUCUCAGAUGCAAAACUGGUCAAGCUACGAUUUAUAACACGGUACAACAUGAGGUUGCAUUGACCCUGAUAGUACUACCCCAGUAGCCUAUCACGAGGUGAAGGCUGGGUCACAGUGGUCAGUAACCCAGCUAGAAGGCUUGGCUCCAGGCUAGCCAGCCUGCCAGCAGAGGGAGGGGGCCUUGCCACGGAACGGCCUGGUGAGCUGCGGAGACUAGCAGCGGCGGGGGGGUUGUGAUGAGCGGGAAGAGCCUGCUGUUAAAGGUGAUCCUGCUGGGGGACGGUGGCGUGGGGAAAUCUUCCUUAAUGAACCGCUACGUCACGGACCGCUUCGACGCCCAGUCCUUCCACACCAUCGGGGUCGAGUUCCUCAACAGAGACCUGGAGGUGGACGGGCGCCUGGUGACCCUUCAGAUCUGGGACACGGCGGGUCAGGAGCGCUUCAAGUCCCUGAGGACGCCGUUCUACCGUGGCGCCGACUGCUGCCUCCUCACCUUCGCUGUAGACGACCUGCACAGCUUCCAGAACCUGGCCAGCUGGAAGAAAGAGUUCAUGUUUUACUCUGACGUACGGGACCCAGAGAGGUUCCCCUUCGUUGUCCUGGGCAACAAGGUGGACAAGGAGGAGGGGAGGGAGGUGGGGGAGGAUGAGGCUCGGGCCUGGUGCGAGGAGAACGGCUGUUGUCCCUACUUCGAGACCAGUGCUAAGGAUGAUACUAACGUGGGAGUGGCAUUCGAGGAAGCGGUACGAGAGGUUCUGGCGGCGGAGGAUCAGAUCGACCACACGCUGUUGAGUAGCACUAUCGAUCUCCACGGCAACCGUAAAGUUCCGCGCUCUUCUUGCUGCUGAUUGGUUGAAAGGACUGGUUUCUCUCUCCGUCCAGCCUGUAGCAUCCUGAGGGCUAGAGAGCUGUUCUGCUCUCCACUGAUCUCUAUGGUUACUUACCUGAUGCAGGUACAAGCUGCUGAGACUGAUGAUCGGGUAUCAAUAUACCCGAUCAUGAUGAUUGGCUAUCAAUGCAGCUGAUUUUAAAGAGUGUUGGGUUGUCGGUAUUGACACAUCUGAUUUUUAAAGUUUAUCAAUGAGGUACAAUGUAACAGGUACACCAUGUUGUUCAACUCGGUCUGCUUUCAGCAGUAUAGCACAAAACUGCUCUUUACAUCCAGCCAGCUUCAUGUACCUGCCCUGUGUAAUGUUUUCAGCAUAUUUUGUUAUUUUUUAUUUAACUAGGCAAGUCAGUUAAGAACAAAUUAUUAUUUUCAAUGACGGCCUAGGAACUGCCUGUUCAGGGGCAGAACGACAGAUUUGUACCUUGUCAGCUCGGGGAUUUGAAUUUACAUCCUUCCGGUUACGAGUCCAAAGCUCUAACCAAAAGGCUACCCUAGCCCUCUUACAGAACAGUCAUUUUAAUCUGAUAAUAUUCAUGUGUCCUUUCUGUUCUCCUCUCCAAGAGCACAGGCUGCUUGUGGCACAGCAACAUUCUCAUUAAUUUCUUUCUGUCUGUCUGCUAAGUCUUCUAAGGUCUCAUAGGUACUUUGACCAGAACACGAUUCUAUCACACUGUCAGGUCUCAUAACAGUGGUUGACUGACUGACCAGUGGAAUAUCAUUUAAUACAAUACAUAUAGACAUGGUGUGUUGACUGACCAGAGGAAUAUCAUUUAAUACAAUACAUAUAGACAUGGUGUGUUGACUGACCAGAGGAAUAUCAUUUAAUACAAUACAUAUAGACAUGGUGUGUUGACUGACCAGAGGAAUAUCAUUUAAUACAAUACAUAUAGACAUGGUGUGUUGACUGACCAGAGGAAUAUCAUUUAAUACAAUACAUAUAGACAUGGUGUGUUGACUGACCAGAGGAAUAUCAUUUAAUACAAUACAUAUAGACAUGGUGUGUUGACUGACCAGUGGAAUAUCAUUUAAUACAAUACAUAUAGACAUGGUGUGUUGACUGACCAGUGGAAUAUCAUUUAAUACAAUACAUAUAGACAUGGUGUGUUGACUGACCAGAGGAAUAUCAUUUAAUACAAUACAUAUAGACAUGGUGUGUUGACUGACCAGUGGAAUAUCAUUUAAUACAAUACAUAUAGACAUGGUGUGUUGACUGACCAGAGGAAUAUCAUUUAAUAUAAUACAUAUAGACAUGGUGUGUUGACUGACCAGAGGAAUAUCAUUUAAUACAAUACAUAUAGACAUGGUGUGUUGACUGACUGACCAGAGGAAUAUCAUUUAAUACAAUACAUAUAGACAUGGUGUGUUGACUGACUGACCAGAGGAAUAUCAUUUAAUACAAUACAUAUAGACAUGGUGUGUUGACUGACUGACCAGAGGAAUAUCAUUUAAUACAAUACAUAUAGACAUGGUGUGUUGACUGACCAGAGGAAUAUCAUUUAAUAUAAUACAUAUAGACAUGGUGUGUUGACUGACCAGUGGAAUAUCAUUUAAUACAAUACAUAUAGACAUGGUGUGUUGACUGACCAGAGGAAUAUCAUUUAAUACAAUACAUAUAUACAUGGUGUGUUGACUGACCAGAGGAAUAUCAUUUAAUAUAAUACAUAUAGACAUGGUGUGUUGACUGACCAGAGGAAUAUCAUUUAAUACAAUACAUAUAGACAUGGUGUGUUGACUGACCAGAGGAAUAUCAUUUAAUACAAUACAUAUAGACAUGGUGUGUUGACUGACCAGAGGAAUAUCAUUUAAUACAAUACAUAUAGACAUGGUGUGUUGACUGACCAGUGGAAUAUCAUUUAAUAUAAUACAUAUAGACAUGGUGUGUUGACUGACCAGAGGAAUAUCAUUUAAUACAAUACAUAUAGACAUGGUGUGUUGACUGACCAGAGGAAUAUCAUUUAAUAUAAUACAUAUAGACAUGGUGUGUUGACUGACCAGAGGAAUAUCAUUUAAUAUAAUACAUAUAGACAUGGUGUGUUGACUGACCAGAGGAAUAUCAUUUAAUACAAUACAUAUAUAUAUAUAUAUAUGCCAUUUAGCAGACGCUUUUAUCCAAAGCGACUUACAGUCAUGUGUGCAUACAUUCUACGUAUGGGUGGUCCCGGGGAUCGAACCCACUACCCUGGCAUUACAAGCGCCAUGCUCUACCAACUGAGCUACAGAAGGACCACAUAUAGACAUGGUGUGUUGACUGACCAGUGGAAUAUCAUUUAAUAUAAUACAUAUAGACAUGGUGUGUUGACUGACCAGAGGAAUAUCAUUUAAUAUAAUACAUAUACAUAUUUAAUACACUGACAUAGACCUCUACAUGAAGCUGGACUUGAUCCAGUCACAUCUUGUUUAAGAACGGACAACAUUGAUUGCACACAUUACUGUACCAGGACAAAUGUUUACUGCACAAAAAGGGAUUUGAUUUGUUUGAUUUUCUCCAAAGGGAAAGAUGUUUCUGUCAUAUCUGUUGAACACUGGGUACAUAUCUAUUUGAGGUAGUUUGUAUCUACACCAGAUUUGACAGUAUUUUCUCGUCCUUCAGGCUUUCUAGGCCUGUCUGAAUCAGAUGUGUUAAUUUUCUCGUCCUUUAGGCUUUCUAGGCCUGUCUGGAUCAGAAGUGUUAAUUUUCUCAUCCUUUAGGCUUUCUAGGCCUGUCUGGAUCAGAAGUGUUAAUUUUCUCGUCCUUUAGGCUUUCUAGGCCUGUCUGGAUCAGAAGUGAUAAUUUUCUCGUCCUUUAGGCUUUCUAGGCCUGUCUGGAUCAGAAGUGUUAAUUUUCUCGUCCUUUAGGCUUUCUAGGCCUGUCUGAAUCAGAAGUGUUAAUUUUCUCGUCCUUUAGGCUUUCUAGGCCUGUCUGGAUCAGAAGUGUUAAUUUUCUCAUCCUUUAGGCUUUCUAGGCCUGUCUGGAUCAGAAGUGUUAAUUUUCUCGUCCUUUAGGCUUUCUAGGCCUGUCUGGAUCAGAAGUGUUAUGUCUAUGUGUGAGAGUUGCAGGCGACGCCUGUUUUAAUUUCAUCCCUUCCCUACUACGGUACGUACAGUUGAAGUUUACAUACACUUAGGUUGGAGUUAUUAAACCUCGUUUUUCAGCCACUCCACAAAUGUCUUGUUAACAAAGUUUUACCUACUACGGUACAUACCGUUAUUCUUUUGUUGUGAGAUCCCUUUCAUUUUUUUAGUCGGUCUCUCUUGACCAAUGAUAUGUUAAUCAAAAGUGUAUUCCUUAUAGGUGUAACAGUUCUUUUGUUUGGCUUAUGGCAGAUCCCCUUUUUAUUUUCAUCAGUUCAUUUAGGUUCUGAUAUUUACUGUGGGUUUUCUACCAUCUACAGUGGCUUGCGAAACUAUUCACCCCCUUGGCAUUUUUCCUAUUUUGUUGCCAUACAACCUGGAAUUAAAAUAGAAUUAUUUUUUGGGAAGGGGUUUAUCAUUUUAUUUACCCAACAUGCCUAUCACUUUGAAGAUGCAAAAUAUUUUUUUGUUGUAAAAAAACAAGAAAUAAGACAGCUUGAGUGUGCAUAACUAUUAACCCCCGAAGUCAAUACUUUGCAGAGCCACCUUUUGCAGCAAUUAUACCCCAAGAGACACGCAGAUAUUUCUCUAUAAGCUUGGCACAUCGAGCCACUGGGAUUUUUGCCCAUUCUUCAAGGCAAAACUGCUCCAGCUCCUUCAAGUUGGAUGGGUUCUGCUUGUGUACAGCAAAGUCAUACAACAGAUCUCAAUUGGAUUGAGGUCUGGGCUUUGACUAGGCCAUUCCAAGACAUUUAUAUGUUUCCCCUUAAACCAUUUGUUGCUUUAGCAGUAUGCUUAGGGUCAUUGUUCUGCUGGAAGGUGAAUCUCCG
Molecule: messenger RNA, 4904 nt
Organism: Oncorhynchus gorbuscha (pink salmon)
Lineage: Eukaryota; Metazoa; Chordata; Actinopteri; Salmoniformes; Salmonidae
Product: ras-related protein Rab-9B-like
Exons: 3
Coding region: 371-982 (203 amino acids)
Biological process (GO): Rab protein signal transduction; retrograde transport, endosome to Golgi
Cellular component (GO): lysosome; phagocytic vesicle; late endosome
Molecular function (GO): GTPase activity; GTP binding
Source: RefSeq, a predicted model, not a curated record